Molecule: messenger RNA, 6707 nt
Organism: Equus quagga
Lineage: Eukaryota; Metazoa; Chordata; Mammalia; Perissodactyla; Equidae
Gene: SREK1
Product: splicing regulatory glutamic acid and lysine rich protein 1
Exons: 11
Coding region: 2943-4481 (512 amino acids)
Cellular component (GO): nucleoplasm
Molecular function (GO): RNA binding
Source: RefSeq, a predicted model, not a curated record
AGACUGGCCAAGGCAGACCUGUUACACUUGCCUGAGUUAGGCAUUGUUUGCCAUGCCACUAAACCUGCCGUCAAGUGAAACCUUCAUUGGGGAAAUGAGAUCGGAGUCUGAACCGCAGAAGAUGGACGCCCUGUCUCUGUUUUUUAUUGUUUUACUUUAAUUUCGUUUUAUUUAUUUUGUCCCUUUUUUUGUUUUUGUUUUGUUUUUGUUUUGUUAAAUCUCUUUCACUUUAACUUGUGAGCUGGUUUCCAGUUCUUUCUAAAUGGUAUUCCAUUAAGGGUUCAUAACAUUGCCUUACAGAUUAUAUUGGGAGAUGAUUAGCAGAGCUCAACCUUAAGAUAAAAUCAGUUUUCACAGUAAAUUGGGAUACAGUGUCACGAAGCUCAAUGUGAGUCUUAACUGGUGUUUAUAGACUGAUAAGAACAUUUUGUUUUUGAAACACUAAAACACUGAUCAGAUUCUUAGGAACACUUUUGGUCUCAGUGCAACAUUUUUGCAGUUUUUCUUCCAGGUCUACAUCUCUCAUGAAAACCAACUGGUAGCUUUUAGUUUUUGUCCUUCCCCCUAGAAUUUUAGGCAUAGAAAAUCAUCAAGGAAAAUAAGUACAUUUUUAAUAAAAAUCUGAGGGUAGAGGACAAAAGGAGACUUUCACUUUUAUGAUAGUUAUUCAUUAUAGAAAAUAAUUUAUUUCCUUGACUUAUAAAGACUUUGUUUCCUAUGUGGGGAAUGGAUAUUUGAGAAACUGUUGAAUAUUUACUUUAGUGUGUGUUUCUCUUGAAUUUUUUGUUGAAAAAUUUUUAUAGUUACUAGCUUUUAAAUGGAUUCUGAGAUUAGGAUCACUAGUUUAAUACUGUGAGAGAUGUUGUUUUCCCUCUCAGUUGUCUUUGAGGAGUAUAGUUUGGGAAAAAUGCUAAAAUGCUUAUUUGUUUUAUGCUUUUAUACACUCUGAUAGUAUUUGGAGGGUAAAUUUGAUAGAAUUCUAUCUUGGACAUUAAGUGAUGGAACUGUUUUCUUUAAGUAUUUUUAAUGGUAAUUAGAAUGAGAAAACUAUAUUGCUUACAGUUAGACUUGAUAUUUAUAAUAGUUUGUUAUUACUGUUAGAAGCAGUGAGAGUCAGACAAUUUUACUGAUAGUUUUUUUAAGCCAAAAGUGAAAGACUUUAUAAUAUUAAGUAAUCAACUUUUGGCACAUGUUGAAUACCCUUUUUGUUUGUGUAGUUUUUCUGCACUGUAUUAUAUGGAUUGUUUUGCUUAUUUAAUUGACAGGUAAUGUUAAAUUGGGGACAUUAUUAGAUUGGAACUCCUAAUUUGCUUUUUAGGUGCAUAAAUUAGGGUAGUGAAGCAUAGAGUUUGUAUCUCAUGACCUCAGUUGGUUUUUCAAGAUGUGUUCAGGUUUUACAAACAUUUUAAGAAUAAUACCUAUUUAUCAUAAAACAUGUCUGAUAGCAGUGUAAAUAGUUUAGUAUAUGUGUGGGUAUACAGAUACAUGUGUUAAUACUAGUAACUAAUAAAUAUAAGACAAAUUAUUGUUUUUCUCAUGUCUUCAGUAAGGCCUACUUAGCUUUUAUUUGUCUUUAUGCAUGUUGAAAAAUCUGUGCUUAUGCAGAAUUUACACUGAAAUAAUAAAAUAACUUUGUUUUUGAAAUUAGUAAAUUAAGGAAGUGUGGACUUAGAUGUUGCAAAGCUUAGAAAAAAGUAGGCAUUUGCUAAAGCUAAUAAAAUGUAAUUUUUCUCUUCCUAUAAUAAGAUGUAACCAUUAUUUAAAGCAAGUUUUCAGAUCGUCUUGAAUUCCAUCCAUGUUUAAAGAUAUAUUCAGAUAAUAUUGUUUAGAGAUUUAUUCCUGCACAUCUGGUUGUUUUAAAUCAAAUUUUUACUGCUAAAACCUAGUGCAAUACUUUUGAAAAUUUACUCCAUAAGCUACUUUCAAUUUAGCGUGAUUUUGUACGCUGUGUUUUAAAUUACUUUUGAAGAAUUCAUAUGGAAAUAUGUAGCCAACUAGCACGUAAUUAUGAGUAGUUCUUUUAAAAUAGCUAUAUGUAGUCAACUUUUUAAUAUUUUUUUCUGACGGGGAAGAGAGAGGACCAGGAAAAAUGCAUGAAAGUUGCAGUCCUUAUCAAAAUUAAUUGCUUGGAAUUCAGUAAUUAAGUCUGGCAAAUUGAUGUACUUAUUUCAGAGUAAAUUUUUCAUUUUUUAGUCGUAGGGAUUUUUUCUUCUUAGCGUCUAAGAUUAUUUGAGUGUUAUUGUCAUUAUUGUUAUUAGGCAAUUGAGAUGUUUAUAAGCAAGACGUUUAGGUGUUAGCCACUGUUCUUCAGAUAAGUAUACAUAAAUUGAUGCUAAAAGUCAGUAGUUUAAGAAGUUUCCUGAGAGUAGGGAACUUUUUUUGUAAGUCAUUCUCAAAAAUUUUAAGUUUCCCAAGGCACAUUUGGAACUGGAUUUAGGCAUCUCCAGUGUUGGUGAGAUGCCUUAUUAAUUGAAUGGGUACAGGCUUCCUUUUAAAUUGAAGCUAAUUACAAGCAGUGGGCCUUUGUUUUUUUCUGUCUACUUGAAAUUGAAUGGAGUCUGAUGGAAGGGUAUCAAAAUGGUUCGCAUCACAAGUAGGUAGUUCAGUAACAGGAUAGGGGCACUCAGUAAGGAACAAAUUUCAAUUCGCACAUAUUUGUUUUUUCUUUUUCUUUUUUUUGACUAAUUUGGUUAUUUGCCAUUUCUGGGGAUUAAACUUUAAAAAAUGUUCUUCUUUUCUGUAUCUGAUGUUCUGUGUGCUAUUAGUGAUGCAGCCAACACGAACGGUUGUCAUGUGUAACACAACUUUCGAUCACCGCGAAAACACCGUCCUGGGAAAGCGUCCAUGCUUGAUAUCGUUUGGUUCAUGAACAUUAAGUUUCCAGUACAGGUAAAAUCCCAGAGGAAUCCAAAGCCCUCUCUUUAUUGGCUCCUGCUCCAACCAUGACAAGUCUGAUGCCUGGUGCAGGCUUGCUCCCCAUACCGACCCCCAAUCCCUUGACUACACUGGGUGUUUCCCUUAGUAGUUUGGGGGCUAUACCGGCAGCAGCACUAGAUCCCAACAUCGCAACACUUGGAGAGAUCCCACAGCCGCCGCUCAUGGGAAAUGUGGACCCUUCCAAGAUCGACGAGAUUAGGAGAACAGUCUAUGUUGGCAAUUUGAAUUCCCAGACAACAACAGCUGAUCAGCUACUUGAAUUUUUUAAACAAGUUGGAGAAGUGAAGUUUGUGCGGAUGGCAGGUGAUGAGACUCAGCCAACUCGGUUUGCUUUUGUGGAAUUUGCAGACCAAAAUUCUGUACCAAGGGCCCUUGCUUUUAAUGGAGUUAUGUUUGGAGACAGGCCACUGAAAAUAAAUCACUCCAACAAUGCAAUAGUAAAACCCCCUGAGAUGACACCUCAGGCUGCAGCUAAGGAGUUAGAAGAAGUAAUGAAGCGAGUACGAGAGGCUCAGUCCUUUAUCUCAGCAGCUAUUGAACCAGAGUCUGGAAAGAGCAAUGAAAGAAAAGGCGGUCGAUCUCGUUCCCACACUCGUUCAAAAUCCAGGUCUAGCUCAAAAUCCCAUUCUAGAAGGAAAAGGUCACAGUCAAAACACAGGAGUAGAUCCCAUAAUAGAUCACGUUCAAGACAAAAAGACAGACGUAGGUCUAAGAGCCCACAUAGAAAACGCUCUAAAUCGAGGGAGAGACGGAAGUCAAGGAGUCGUUCGCGCUCACGGGACAAGAGAAAAGACACCCGAGAAAAGAUCAAGGAAAAGGAAAGAGUGAAAGAAAAAGAUAGAGAAAAGGAAAGGGAUAAAGAGAGAGACAGGGAAAAGGAACGUGAAAAAGAAAAGGAACGGGGUAAAAACAAAGAUAAAGACCGGGAAAAGGACAAGGACCGGGAUAAAGACAAGGAAAAGGACAGAGAGAGAGAGCGGGAAAAAGAGCAUGAAAAGGAGCGAGACAAAGAGAAGGAAAAGGAACAGGACAAAGAAAAGGACCGAGAAAAGGACAGAUCCAAAGAGAUAGAUGAGAAAAGAAAGAAGGAUAAAAAAUCCAGAACACCACCCAGAAGUUACAAUGCAUCAAGAAGAUCUCGUAGUUCCAGCAGGGAAAGGCGUAGGAGAAGGAGCAGGAGUUCUUCCAGGUCACCAAGAACAUCAAAAACCAUGAAAAGAAAGUCUUCUAGGUCUCCGUCCCCUAGGAGCAGAAAUAAGAAGGAUAAAAAGAGAGAAAAAGAAAGGGACCACAUCAGUGAAAGAAGAGAGAGAGAACGGUCAACCUCUACAAGAAAGAGUUCUAAUGACAGAGAUGGGAAGGAAAAGCUGGAGAAGAACAGCACUUCACUUAAAGAAAAGGAGCACAAUAAAGAACCAGAUUCAAGUGUGGGCAAAGAAGUAGAUGACAAGGAUGCACCAAGGACUGAGGAAAACAAAGUACAGCAAAAUGGGAGUUGUCAGCCAAAUGAAGAAAACCUCUCUACCAAAACAGAAGCAGUAUAGGACUGACAAAUGCACCUCUGAACACGCGCUGGAAUAAAAUCCAAAGCUUUUAAUUCUCUCAACAAGAUGUUAAACAGUGAAGAAAUCCAGAUGAGCAUAAAAAUAUGAACUGACAGCUUUUCUAGUUGUUAGGUGACUUUGUGGCCAUCUUGUUACUGAGUAAGAAAGUAAAGCAUGGACGUGAUGAAAAUAACAGAUGUUACCCAAACCCCUCACAUUCUAGAAUCUGUGCAUUUCCAUGGUGGCUGACACACUUGUUGUGUGGUUUGUUAGUGUUUGCCGAGAACCAUUACAAAGAAAUGGGACAGCAAAGAUUCAAAUUUGGAUUAUCCAUAAAGACUGAAGAUAAGCAUUGGAGGCUCUCUUUAAAAAAAUGCUAGUUACUGAAUUUUGUAUUGUUUUACCUUUUUUUCCCUAAAUUUCAAUAUAUACAGAUUGAUGGAUGAUGUGCUUGAAAUUGGUGCAAAUAUAUACACACUUGUAAGUGCAGAGUAUGUAAGAAGUUUUAACAUUUACUUCACAGGAUUUGUAGUGAUUGUGUUAAAUUCUCACUAUUGUGUUUUCUUUUGCUCACUGUUUAGGACAGCAGUUUUUCUUUAAAAUAGUUUUACAGAUUAAAAUUGCUUAAAUAAGUGGAUUAAAAAAACUGACAAUGCAUGCUACUGUUCUCUUUUAAAAGGAAGAGCAACUGUGUUGAAUACUAAUAAUAAUGUAUUAGUAUUCAGUGUUUAGAAUCAUUGGGUCUCCCCACAAAGUGAGCAUUUCUUUUGAACUUGACAUUUCCAAGCUUAUUAUGAAUAAUACUGCAGUGUGUAUUGUCAGCCGUAGGUGGCAAAAGUGCCACUAUAAAAAGAAAACUGGGUUUUCAAAAUGGGCUAUGGGAGCACAAGCUGAAGCUUUAGUGCCUUCUACAAUGUGGUAUACUGUUUUCUAGAAUUUUAUAUGUGGUAGUUACUCUCAAUUCAUAUGGAAUUUAGAUGGAUAUUCCAUUCACUCCCAAAGAGAAGUGUGCAAGUGGUAUGUCAGAAGAGCUUCUUACUUAGUUCACCCAAUAUGAGAGGGAAGUCCUAUUUUCAAGAGUGAUUUUAGAGCUUAAAACAACAAUGCAGUUUUGGGACCAUCAGUUUUAUACUGUGAUAAUUGAAAAUGAAGCAUGUUCUUAUUUUACUUAAAUCAAAGCAGACUCUUUAGUUGUCUACAUCGGAUGGCCUUAAUUAUUACCUCUCAAUCAUCUUCUCAUAAAUGAUGUGCAGAAAUUAUACUUAAAGGAGAAUACAUGAGGUGGUUUUAUGUUUAAGGGUAUGUUUACUUGAGUUUAAAAUACAGGUCAUCCGUCAUUCUUAGGCUCAAUUUUUGCAGAAAGUAUGCAAGUAGUAAAAUGACAACAUUGCUGAUAUUUUCCCCCAAAACCAUAACUCAUAGUGUCAGAACUCUUUCAUUGUUGUUAUAUUUCCAAAAAGUUAUACCUUUUAAUUAGCAUGUUAUUAAAAAAAAUCAAGUAUAAUUAUUUUAAUGCAAUCUAAUACAAUCAAAUUACUCAGUUGCCUUACCUCAUGGGAAGAGUUACUUAUAGAUUUAAAAAGCUGAGUAGCACAUCAGUUACUUGGUUUCAACUUGAGUUUUCUUUUAAUAUUAAUACUAUUGAAACUUAAGUAUUUGGUGGAGAAUGGAAAGAAUUGCCCUUAUUGCAAGUAAUGAAACCUGGUUUGAUUAUGAAGCUGCUUGAUUACUCUUCAUGUGUUCAGAAUUACUGUGUUUUUUUUUUCCUUUUUGUCACUGUACAUUAAAAGUUUUGAAAAUGCUUUACUAUGUAAAGUAUAGAUGGUCAUUUUAAUCAUUCAACCACAUACGGUUGGCUGGUAAACAGCUUAUUCUGAUACAAGAAUGCUUGGGUGCAUAUGGAAAGAUUGAAGGAGUGUGUGUCUUGCAUCAACAGCUGUCUUAUUUAUGAUAUGUAAGUAGAAUAGAGCAAAUGUUUGAAUCUUUGUUAUUUUUAGUACUGUUUCUCUAAUAAAGCUAAGUAUUUUAGAGGAAAGUAUUUGUUUAUGCAUUUCAAAACAGCAUCUUAGUUUUAUCUUGUUCUUGUUUUAGUUGGCAUAGAAAUUCUUUUGACAUGGAGAAUGCAUGUUUGUGUGGUGUCUAUAAAACAAUCAUUUAGAGUUUGAGUGUUUCCUUGUACUCUGGACUCUAUUAAAUGUUUUUUAUGUUGGUAGUUAACACAUUUAA